Messenger RNA from Cannabis sativa, 2426 nucleotides. Its product is annotated as ABC transporter G family member 1. Bases 135 to 2264 code for a protein of 709 amino acids. Lineage: Eukaryota; Viridiplantae; Streptophyta; Magnoliopsida; Rosales; Cannabaceae. The transcript has 8 exons. Gene Ontology annotation, molecular function: ABC-type transporter activity; ATP binding; ATP hydrolysis activity. The record is from RefSeq and is a predicted model, not a curated record. Gene Ontology annotation, cellular component: membrane.
AGUUGAUAGAAUAGUUGAAGUAUAAAUUUGAGCCAACAAGUUCUAAAUCAUCAUCAUCAUCAUCAUAAAUACAUUUACAAAUAUCAUUGAAUAUAUAGCACAAUUAUUCAAUAUAUAAAUAAAUAAACUCAAAUAUGAACGAUGACAUGCCUCCAACAGUGGUGGUGCCUAGAUGGACACCAAGUGCAAGCCCAACAAGAUCUCUUCUGACUAGUACAGUGAAUUUGGAGAUGGAUAUCAUGAAAACUAAUAAUAAAGGUAUUGGUAUUGGUAUGAGCAAUACUACUUCUCAUCAUCAUGAGCCUGUCGUGGAAUUCCCAUUCAGCACUGGAUUUGUUGGUGAAAAGCCUCAUGGACUGGAAAAAGAAAUAAAAAUAUUAGAUGAUGACAAUAUUAGUUUGACAUGGGAGGAGUUGGGUGUUAGAGUUUCAGAUGGCAAAAAUGGACCAAAAAGCAUUCUUCAACAUAUCACUGGCUCUGCCCAGCCAGGUGAGGUUUUGGCCAUUAUGGGUCCUUCUGGCUCUGGAAAAUCCACUCUCUUGGACGCUUUAGCAGGGCGACUAAGUUCACAAACCAAACAGACAGGUGAUAUACUUAUCAAUGGCCGGAAAGAAAUACUUGCUUAUGGUACUUCGGCAUACGUAACACAAGACGAUACUCUAAUGACAACAUUGACAGUAAGAGAAGCUGUUUAUUACUCUGCACAACUCCAACUUCCUGAUUCAAUGUCCAGAUCAGAGAAGAGAGAAAGAGCAGAGACAACAAUAAGAGAAAUGGGUUUGCAAGGUUCAAUGGACACAAGAAUUGGAGGUUGGAAUGUAAAAGGCCUCAGUGGUGGACAAAUGAGAAGAGUAAGCAUAUGUAUAGCAAUCUUGACUCGACCAAAGCUUCUCUUCCUCGAUGAGCCUACUAGUGGUCUUGAUAGUGCAGCCUCUUACCAUGUUAUGAAUCGCAUUGUUAAGCUUGCACAACGAGAUGGGAGGACUGUUAUUGCAUCAAUUCAUCAACCAAGUAGUGAAGUUUUUGAGCUUUUCAAUAAUCUUUGCCUUCUCUCUUCUGGUAGAACUGUUUACUUUGGUCCAAUUUCAUUGGCAGAAGAGUUUUUCGCUUCAAAUGGCUUCCCCUGCCCAUCAUUAAGAAACCCAUGUGAUCACUACCUCAGAACUAUCAACAUGGACUUUGAUGUUGACUUAGAGCAAGGUUAUGGUAACAAUACAAGAACUAAAGAAGUCAUUGACACUCUUGUGGAAUCCUACAAGUCUUCCGAAAAUUUUAAACAAGUUAAGCACCAAGUUUUCGAGAUACGCCAAAAGAAAGGAACGACCUUGGAGAAGAAGGGAAGUCAAGCAAGUUUCAUUACCCAGUGCCUUGUUCUCACUAGGAGAUCCUUUGUGAACAUGUACCGCGAUCUUGGUUACUAUUGGCUUCGUCUGGCAAUCUAUACUGCUUUGUGUUUAUGUGUAGGGACCAUCUUUUAUGACAUUGGCUUUAGUUAUGGCUCAAUACAGGCUAGAGGAGCAAUGCUGAUGUUUGUAGCAGCAUUUUUGACUUUCAUGGCCAUUGGUGGAUUCCCAUCUUUUGUAGAGGACAUGAAGAUAUUUGGGAGAGAAAGACUAAAUGGGCACUACGGAGUGGCAUCAUUUGUAGUGGGGAACACAUUUUCAUCAAUACCAUACCUACUUCUCAUAUCUGUAAUCCCGGGAAGCAUAGCCUAUUACCUUGUUGGACUUCAAAAGAGCAUUGGGCAUUUUGCCUACUUUUCAAUCAUGCUUUUUGUAUGUAUGAUGUUGGUUGAGAGCCUUAUGAUGAUUGUGGCAAGCAUAGUGCCAGAUUUUCUAAUGGGGAUCAUCACAGGUGCUGGAAUUCAAGGUGUUAUGAUGUUAAACGGUGGCUUUUUUCGCUUACCAAAUGACCUUCCUAAGCCCUUUUGGAGAUAUCCAAUGUAUUAUAUAGCAUUCCACAAGUAUGCAAAUCAAGGAUUCUACAAGAAUGAGUUUCAAGGAUUGACUUUCCCAAGUAACCAAGUGGGAGGAGGAUCGCCCACCAUUAGUGGUGAGGAAAUUCUAACAAGUGUUUGGCAAGUGGAGCUAGGCUAUUCAAAAUGGAUUGAUGUUGGGAUCUUAUUUGGGAUGGUGGUGAUUUAUAGACUUAUAUUUUUAGCAAUAAUCAAGACAAAAGAAAAUAUUAAGCCACGGAUUGGAGGUUUGAAGAUUGAUAGUCCAAUGAAAUCGAACAAAAUCAUAGAAAAGCUUAACCCCAGCUGAAUAUAUACACCUUAAACUAAAAGGAAAAUUUGAGUGUCUAUAUAUGCAUCAUGUGGGUGCUUAAUUAAACAUUUGUUAGGGUUAAACUAAAAGUAUGUAAAGAGAAUAUUAUUAUUAUUAUUUUGGAAUUGAAAAAAAAAUAUGAAAUUCUUCAUUUUUUCC